AUGGAAGAACAUAUAAUUGGGCGUUUGGAGACUCUCAAGCAGGCCUAUCGCGUUGAUCUACCAAAACGUGCUAGACAACUCAUCAAGCUGCUCGAGCAGCGUCAAUCAUCCUAUUCGAUAUUUUUGCAAUGUUCUCGGAAUUUGAAAAGCUGGCUAGACGGCUUGUCAGCGCGGCUGAAUGAAAUACAGUCGGACAUUGGUCUUCUGACACCGUCCGGAGGCCCCAGGAGAAUCGAGGAUGGCGAUGAUGAGACGUCAGUUGCCUUAACCGAUGGUUGGAAUGCGCGCUUAGAGGUUGUGCAAAACCUGAUGAGUGAGCUGGAGGAGGACACUUCGAGGCAGAAGUUUGGCAAACUUUUGGAGUCCAAGGAGACUUUGCUAGGUGAGGAGGUUGAACAAAGAAUGCUUUUGAAGUGGCAAGCUAUCCCUGUGCUGCUCUGUUAA
Molecule: messenger RNA, 444 nt
Organism: Protopolystoma xenopodis
Lineage: Eukaryota; Metazoa; Platyhelminthes; Monogenea; Polystomatidea; Polystomatidae
Source: the annotation of a GenBank genome assembly